AUGUCGAGUAUCUAUAAGGCCCUAUCAGGAGCCAAGGACUCCAAGAAGAAGAAUGCAGACAAAAAUGAGAAAAAUGCGUUCAUUAACAAGCAACGUACGUUGUUAAUCACCUCCAGAGGUGUUACUUAUAGACAUAGACAUCUAAUUCAGGAUUUAUUCAAGCUAAUGCCUCAUGCUAGAAAGGAACCUAAAUUAGAUACGAAAAAGGAUUUAGGCCAGUUGAACGAGAUUGCAGAACUAUACAAUUGUAACAAUGUUAUGUUUUUUGAGGCUAGAAAGCAUAUGGACCUAUACCUAUGGAUGUCGAAACCACCUAAUGGACCAACAGUAAAGUUUUAUCUUCAGAACAUACACACUAUGGAUGAAUUGGAUUUUACCGGUAACUGUCUAAGUGGUUCUAGACCUGUGUUAUCGUUUGAUUCCAGGUUUGAGUCUUCUACGCACUAUAAACUCAUUAAGGAAAUGUUCAUCCAUAGUUUCGGCGUUCCUCCACAGGCUAGAAAGUCUAAACCUUUUAUUGACCACGUUAUGUCGUUCAGCAUAGUUGACGACAAAAUUUGGAUAAGAAACUACGAGAUUUCCCAUUCAGCAAGAAACAACGACGAGUACGAAGAUAAGACCGACGAGGAAGACCUUUCUUUGGUUGAAAUUGGGCCACGUCUAGUUAUGACUCCAAUCUUGAUCUUGGAGGGUUCUCUAGGCGGACCAAAGAUAUACGAAAACAAGCAAUAUGUUUCUCCAAACUUGGUGAGGUCUCAAUUGAAACAACAGGCCGCUAAGGAAGCUAAGGCCAGAGCUGACGCAGCCGUCGCUAGAAAGAUCAGAAAACGGGAAAACGUCUUGGCUGUGGAUCCACUAUCUAACGAGGCCAUUUUCAAAGACUGA
Eremothecium sinecaudum is the source of this 885-nucleotide messenger RNA. It is a transcript of the gene BRX1, whose product is annotated as ribosome biogenesis protein BRX1. Bases 1 to 885 code for a protein of 294 amino acids. Gene Ontology annotation, molecular function: rRNA binding. Gene Ontology annotation, biological process: rRNA processing; ribosomal large subunit assembly. The record is from RefSeq and is a predicted model, not a curated record. Lineage: Eukaryota; Fungi; Ascomycota; Saccharomycetes; Saccharomycetales; Saccharomycetaceae. Gene Ontology annotation, cellular component: nucleolus. The transcript has a single exon.